AUGGUGGGUACUUGGAAGACACUGUGCCGAGAGCUUCUUCUCCCGGAUGAACGUCUGGACGUCCCAAUCUUGAACAAAGAUUCAAAGAUUUGCAAAGAUUAUUUCCUUUGGCGAAAAAAAGGAUUAACUGGUGAUGACCCGCCAUUACCUGAAGAAGAAUCAGAUGACAAAGAACAAGCUCAACCACGCCGGCGCGCUGAUUUACCGAAGACGACCAAUGCGCAAGAAUCCUUACACCGGGUCUACUACAUGCUCUGUGAUGGCAAGUGUGGGAUCAUCGCCGGGAUGAUUCAACUAUUUGCAUUUGUUUCGAGUUUAGAGCGCGACUACGAGGCCAGAUGCAAAGGUAUCUCGGUGACUUACAGUUCCAGCAAUCAAAAUUGGCAAGAUAUUGUUACGUCUUUAGGCAUGGCCAAACCCACCAAACGCCGAUACGUUGCAAACGACGGCCGUGCACCGGACACCACCAAAGAACUGCUUGACGGUGCUGAGGCUAAAUCCGGCAAACCCUCCAAGAAGAAAGGUCCUGGAUGUCCUCGAGGAUCUUUGAACAUCAAUCGAAGCAAACACCUCGGGAGUUUAUUGAAACGCGGGCAGAACAUUAUUCACAAGGCCAUCCAAGCUCUCAAACCCGAGUCAUACACGUCCGACAAGUUUUGUUCUGCCGAUGGUUUCAUGGACAUGAUAGUAGACCACCCGCACACAAGGCCUCUUUUUGCUAUCAACGUGACUAAGACAUUAAUAUGUCAUCGCAAUGACAAACACAACCGAGCUACAAACAGAUCUUUAGGUGGUUUCCGGCUUUUCCCAUCGAUGUUCAGGGAGUCUGGUGUUGCUUAUGGUCAACUGGACAUUUUGCUAAAACAGUUAUUCUCUGAAGGUGUCCUAACCGAACCCGGCCUUGUAUGCCGUGGAUGUCAUCCAAUUAAGGAAAAAGGCCACGAGCAAGAGGACCCGACGUUAUAUGAUCAAUGUAUGAAGAUUGAAGAUACAUCCUUACCUUUGCAUCUCUAUUUUCUCAUGGACAACAUCAUGGCCUUAGAUUCCAAGGAACGAGGACGUUACAUGGGAGACACCAACUGGCCAGCGCGUCUAGAUAUAGGUGAAGCCAAAUAUCAGAUGGUCACCCGUGGUUUCUGGGGUGGUAACCAUUAUUGGUGCCAAGUGGUGCGGUCAGUAGAAGGUGUCUUGGGUGUAUGGCAUUAUGACGAGCUCAAGAAUGGAGGAUUUUCCCAGCUCAUAUCCCGCGACAUGGACAGCCUUUCUGGUUGUAUUGCUAACACCAGCUGGACGUGUUACAUGCGGGUCCCUUUCAAAGCGGAAACUGUCAAGAUCAAACAUGCCCUUCUGGACAUGAUGAAGAAGUUUCCAGAUCGACACCUCUCAAUACCUUUCACAAUGCCUACCAGCACGAUGCCAUUCGGAGGAGGCCUUCCUUCUCUUGAAGAAACUGACAACGCCAUUUUGACCACAACCUUGCCCGAAGAGCCUUCUUUGCCAGUUCGCAAUGACGCUGAUGCAGAUGAAGAAAUCUUAAAUGACAACGAUGACGUUCUCUACGUCGGGCUCAACCGUGAAGAACCUCAGCACGAUAAUGACAAGCUUCUCUACGGCAAUAUUGUACCUCUGGAUGAUGUGGAUGUCAUAGGAACCAAAGAGGCCGACAUUGAGGUUGAUGAGCUAUCUCAUCAACCUUCUGAGGAAAUCAAGACCCCUUUGGACCCUGUCAAAUUGAAGAUCAAGUUGGCCAUACCAAAGUUGAAUCCGUCAAUUGAAGAGGAGGCCCUUUCACCACCAGUAGCCUCCACAGAGGUCCAACCACGGAGCAAGCGCACGCGCAAUGCUACAAAGAAGGCUGAUGCCUCGCAAGCGGAUGACAGCUCUUCAGCGGCUAAACGAAAGGCAACAGCGGAUAAGCGCAAGGCUACAGCUUGCAAAGGGGCUCCAGGCUGCAGCGGAGAACCGCGAGCGGCUUAA
Messenger RNA from Melampsora larici-populina 98AG31, 1977 nucleotides. RefSeq lists its product as uncharacterized. The transcript is spliced from 6 exons. Bases 1 to 1977 code for a protein of 658 amino acids. The record is from RefSeq and is a predicted model, not a curated record. Lineage: Eukaryota; Fungi; Basidiomycota; Pucciniomycetes; Pucciniales; Melampsoraceae.